AGUCCCUCCUCGAUUUGUAUUUCCUUGUCCUCUAUUGGCACUGCGUCAUACGCGCGUUUUUUUCCGCAGUUCUAUUGGUUUAGCCCUCUGCCAUUCAGGAGUUAUUUUGGACGCUUUUAAGAUGUUGGAAUGCUGUUGUGGGUGUCGUAGUGUCCCCUUCAUCAGCCCUGUGGUAUGUCGGAUGGUGUUAUGAAGAUAAUGUACCAAGAAACCCAUGUCCGGAAUAAUGAUUAUGUGCCAUUUAAUUCCCUGAAACAUUUAACUUAGAUGCCUUAUUGGCAUUAGGAAAAACUUAGGGGUGAUCUUAACUUUCGCAACUUUUUUCGGGUUUGUGAAGCGUUUUAUGGAAACAGUGAGCUUUUGAUUCUUGAGAUAAACGGGUGCAGCAUUAAUCCUGGAGCCUCUUAACGAACCGUGGAAAAUAUGGACACACUUGAAUGUUCAAAUGAUAUUUUAGUAGGUCUUGCUGAAUCUUUGAAAGUUUUCCCAGGGCUGCUUGCUGUGGCCGUCGUGUCCGGGGUUUUUUUGGGGUUUGUCGUCGUGUUGCUGCUUUACGGACAUUUUUUGAAGCCUGAGAUUGUGACCUCGAAGUUUCAGGGCUGUAACCCCAGAAGUCUAUUUGAGAUCAGCGAGGAGGACAAAGAUGACAGUUGCAGCAAUGGUGCGAGCACUGGAAGGAGGGAGCGUCGAACCCAAAAAAACAUGGAGAAACCUCAGCCACCAGCCAGUAGUGAUGUCGCUGCUUUUGCUCUGAAGGCAAAGGUGGUGUACCCCAUCAACCAACGAUACAGGCCCCUGGCUGAUGGCGCCUCCAACCCAUCCCUGCACGAGAACUCCAAGCUGACGAUGAUGCACCACCCAGAAUCCCUGUCAUCCUCAAGUCUGGAGUCCCUGAGCCAGGACAACAAUGAUGACGACAGCAGUCAGUUUGUUUCCUCAUCCCCUGUCCCCAAGACCUUCCAGAAUGAGAGAUUCGUCAGGGUCAGCCGUUUUUCAGAGACCCUCUGCUGCACCGGUUUUGAAGGCAGGAUUGGUCUCUACUGUUUGGGCUUGCAAAGCUUUCAGCAGUUCUGUUCUGAACUUCAGGAGGAGAGGCAUACGAGCUUUCUCCAGAUUCUUAGAAUUAUUUUAAAUGAAUGCUUUCAGAAGGAGGAAAUGGAUUCAGCCUUUUCCAGCAAUGUCCUUCUGAUGCAGCAUAAGGAGCUGGAAGAACUGAAGAAGGAGGCAUCUGUGAAACUGUUAAAUGCAGAAAGAAACGAAGAUGUCAGUUCAGGCUGCUCCACCCUGGAAGAGAUGGAAAGAGCUGGAAGGGACAGGCUGGAGCAUGGGCUUCAGAUGGUUGUGGGCUUUAGUAAGCAGUUGGAACGGCUAUGCCAGCACCUGCAGGGCAGAGUUGGUGCUCCCCCAACAGAGGGUGCUGGGCAAAUGAUGUGCACCCUCAUCUGCAGCCUCCUAUUGGUUGAAAGGGAGCUGGCAGAAGUUCAGAACGCUCAAAAGAAGAGCAUUCAGGAGAAGCUGCUGUGGUGGGAAGAGCUUGCGGCCUGGCUGCAGUCCCGGGCAGCGCUGCUGAGGCAGGAGGCAAUGUGCAGGCUGAGACUAGUAGCUAAGGCCUUGGAGCAGCUGACCAGCGAUGGGCAGCUCAGCUUCUCCCACAUGGAGGGCUUGCUGUCUGAGCUAAAGGGGAUGCUGCGAGAUGAGUUACAGCAGUGCAAUGAGGAGUGCAUUGGCCAGUUGAAGGAGAUGGUUAAUGAGCGGGGUAAGAAGAUAGACGCUAAAAGGAGGCGUCAGCUGAAAGCCCAGGCCAAAGAGCGGAACAGCAUCCUGGAUACUGUGGUCCAGUAUAGGGACCCCCAGGAAUUUCUCAAGGUGUACCAGGCUCUGCUGGUUAGGCAGCGGAAGGAGAGCACUGACCUGGAGGAGCAGCAAGACUGGAAACUGACAGAGGCUGUGUGUGAUCUGUGGAAGAAGCUCCAUUUGUCCUGGUCUGAGAGGUUGGCAGCACGGGUGUGGGGUUUGUUCCAGACGGCUGUGCCCGAGCAGGCCAGUCUGUCUAGGGAGUGCUGCCAGCAGCUCCGACAGGAGGCUGAGCAGGACCUGGGCACCCAGCUACGUCAGGAGGAGUCCUUCACCCGGAAACAUCUGGAGUGGAUCCGGGAACAAUUGGAGCAGGACAGACAGACGUGGGCUAAGGAAGAGGCCUUGGUGUCAGCCAGUCUGGCUCAUCUGGCUGAACAGCAGCUGAAGAUCCUCAGAGGGAUGCUGGUGAGACAAAUGGAUAUGCAGGAAAGUGAUAUUGGCACUCUGGUGGAGGAAAAGCAGCAACUUCUUCUUAUGGCAGUGCAGAGGCUGUUCACUGCACGCCAUUUUAGCUUACGGAUGUUGAAGGAGAUGAGACUAUCACGGCUGAAGCACGCUCACUGUGACAUUGGAGCUCUGGAGCUGGAGAGCUCUAGCCAGGCCCACCAAAUGCCCCGUGGUGGCCUCAAGGAGCCAUGCUCCACUGAGGCAGAGAAACGCCUGGGUCCAGAGAGUCAGCUGAUUAGCCAAGGCUUUCAGCAGGAGUUUCUGUCGGAGUUGGACACAGGGACAGAAUUUCUUCAGGAACAUGCCCAGCUGUUGGUGGGCCAUACCUUUGCUCAGAGUGUGCGGCGGCAGCAUAGCAAGACAAGGUUCCACCAACAAUAUUCUGAUCGAAACAAGCAGGACCUGGUGGAAGCAGUUUCUGAGAGCGUGUAUGUGACUCGGGACUCCAUAAACGUCCUGAUCCGUGACUACUACGCCCAGAUACAGAGCAUCAUCAGGACGUUGCGGCAAGACCAGCAGCACGUCCUGCAGCAUGAGGGUGACAAGCAGAUGGGCAGGAACCAGCUGAUGUGGACGCUGCAGAAGGAGUUAAUGAACUGGGAGAGGAAACCCAUCUCUAGCGAAUUCCAGCACAGGAUGGAAAGUCAGAAGAUGAAGAUUUUGAACCAAUAUGAUUUGGAACUUAAGGCUGCUUACGACAAACUGAGGAAGAAGAAAUCCGUCAUCAACUAUGUGAUGAACACUCUUGAAGGAAGACUUCAGGAAGCUGAAGAGACCUUCAUGUCACGGCUGGCUGCAGUGGCCAAAGUGCCCAGCAGGGGGAGCAAUUGACUGCUGAGUCAAACAGAAGCUUACCCAGGUCACCUGCAUCUGAUGAAGCAGGACUUUGGCAUUCCUUCAAAAUAAUGACUAAGACUGGAAAAUUGUAUGCUAAAACAAAACACCUGGUUGAAUAUGUUACAACUACGUAAUUUGGUUAAUUGGCAGCAGGUCAGUAAAAUGUUUGGGUAUAAAAAGAGCCUCCCAGAGAGGCGGAGCCUCUGUGCAGUGAAGUUGAGGAGAGGUUCACCACUCUGUGAAAGACUGCGUAGCCAAAUAGUGCGACAAUUUAAGAAUAAUGUUCAACAUAAAAUUGCAAAGAAUUUGGGAAUUUCAUCAUCCAUGGUACAUGAUAUCAAACAAUUCAGUGAAUCCUGAGAAAUCUCUGUACGCGAGGGACAAGGCAAUAUUGGAUAGCCAUGAUCUUUUGGGUCCUGUGGCAGCACUGCAUUAAAAACAGACACGAUUCUAUAGUGCAAAUCACUGCAUUUGCUCAGAAACACUUUCGACAACCAUUGUCUGUGAACACAUUUUGUCACUGCAUCCACAAAUGCAGGAUGAAAUGCUUACCAUGUAAAGAGGAACCAUAUCUAAAAGUGAUCUAGAAGUGGCACCGACUUCUCUGGGCUCCGGCUCAUUUAAGAUGGACAGAAGCAAAAUGGAAAACUGUUCUGUGGUCUGGCGAAUCAAAAUUUUAAAUUCUUCAAAUCAUGGACACCGCAUUCUUUGGGCCAAAGAGGAGAGGGAAGAUCCAGCGUGUUAUCGGCAGACAGUUCAAAAGUCAACAUCCUUGAUUGUAUGGGGGUGCAUUAGUGCCCAUGGCUUGGGUAGCUUUCACAGCUAAUAAGGCACCAUUAAUGCUGAAUAAAAUAUACAGGUUGGUACACAGGAGGACAGGAACACACAGAGGGGGGAAACGCUUGCACACAGGAAAAACCAUGAAGAUCUUGCAUCUGGCUCAUCCAGAAAUAGGAGACUGACAAGGGGAAGACUGAACACAGAUGGGAGGGACAUGGUUCCAAAGCGGAACUACCACUGUCAUCACUGAGCUUGAUGGACAGGGCUUCCCCGAACAGCUGGUGUGUCCUGUCAGUGGGAGUAGAUGUUGAGAUGUUGAAGGGGCAUCUCCAGAGUGGUACGUGAGAAAGAGGUCUUUGGCCACUUACUGCAUGGGGAUCUAUGGGUCGCAUUAAGCUGACAUGAAGUAUCAAGGCACAAAAAGAAAAAAACAACUGGAAAGGCGACGGAAAGCUUUGCUAAAAGCCAUCAAUUGAAAUUUUCAAAUUCAAAUGACGGUACUGUGAAGAAGUAGCACCUUGUGUGUUCUGAGCUGUAAUUCCUUACAGGCGGAGAUGGGCAGUAUUUCAGCGAAAUGUAUUUAAAAUAUGUGUUUAUUUACUUCAUGAGUAUUUUAUGAAUUGUAUUUUUUUGGGCGGCAAAAAAAUCAGAUGUAGUUUGUAAUGGAGUAUACUUUGACAGAUUGUAUUUCAUCUAUUUAAAAGACUUAAAAAAAAUGUCAUUUUAAUAACCAUCAUCAGGCUUACAGACUUAGUAUAGCCAAUCACCGUCUUUAGCAACAGUCCAAACAAGGAAGCUGCUAUUGGUGAUCGGUGCAAAUUGCCUUGGCAUAAAGUAUGUGUCAUGCCCGGCUCGUCCACUCCUCGUGUGUGCCACGCCCCCUGAUUACCCACGUGUACUUCCCCAAUUAUACCCAGCUGUGUCUAGUUACUUUGAUUUAGUCCUGUGUAUAUAAGUCCUGGUCUCCCCGGUUUCCCUUGUCCGUCAUUGAUGUCAGUCGAUGUUCGUGCCUCCGUACCCUAAGAAUAAACCCCGUUCGUCCCGAA
Brienomyrus brachyistius is the source of this 4967-nucleotide messenger RNA. It is a transcript of the gene evc, whose product is annotated as ellis-van Creveld syndrome protein. The coding region runs from base 424 to 3135 and encodes 903 amino acids. The transcript has 19 exons. Gene Ontology annotation, biological process: smoothened signaling pathway. The record is from RefSeq and is a predicted model, not a curated record. Lineage: Eukaryota; Metazoa; Chordata; Actinopteri; Osteoglossiformes; Mormyridae.